Messenger RNA from Meloidogyne enterolobii, 681 nucleotides. The record is from the annotation of a GenBank genome assembly. Lineage: Eukaryota; Metazoa; Nematoda; Chromadorea; Rhabditida; Meloidogynidae.
AUGACCCCAAGGGUUAACUGCGCUUGUGCUAAUUUUGCGCGCCUCCGGGUAAUCAUAACAUGUUUGGAAGCUGAUUUCUCUAUUUUUUUGUUUUCUUUCUGGACUGACUCCUGGGGGCAUACUAAAGCCUGCGGCUUUGUUUGUAACUCAUCUGUUUUCUCUAUGGUCUUUGAGCUCUCCUCUUGAAUCGGAGGCUCUUCACGCAAAAUUGGCUCAUUUUGCUUGCUCGCAGGCUCUAUAGCCGGAGGCUUCUUAUCUGUUUCAAUGUUCACGGGACUCGCUUCUAGCGGAAAUAUUUUAUUGACGGGACGGGUAGAAAUUCGGCCGUUAGGCAUUAGUAGCUUAACACUCCGAACUGGUCCUGGGUGACCAUUUAAUUCUACUAUUUUAGCUAGGGUCCAUUCAUUUCUGGGUUGCAUUAAAUUCUCUACUAGUACGACUUCGCCUAGUUGGGGAGCUGAAUGAAUUUGUAGUCGAGGACCAACGUGGUCCCAUUUUGAUCGAUCACGAAGGGUGACGAGGUACUCCUUCCUCCACCUCACCCAAAGGUUUUCUAAAUUUUCCAGAGUGGCCUUCCACCACGCGAUAAGCUGUUCGUGGGGUAGUGGCCUAGGUUUAUCUUGUUCGGGACUCAAAGGGUCACAGUGAAGUAUUGCUCCGGGCUGAAUAAAAUCAAUUGGU